AUAUUCACAAUUCAUUUUCCGAGAGAGAGAGAGAGAGAGAGAGAGAGAGAAUUCAAGGGUAUUCAUCAAUGGCGCCGAAGAAGCAGAGGACGGUGAGUCGGAACCCAGAUCUGAUUCGCGGAGUAGGGAAGUACUCGCGAUCUCAGAUGUACCACAAGAGAGGUCUGUGGGCAAUCAAGGCCAAGAACGGCGGCGUAUUCCCUCGCCACGACAAGAAACCCGCCGCCGCCAAACCCGCCGAGAAAGCCCCCAAGUUCUACCCCGCCGACGAUGUCAAGAAACCCCUCCUCAACAAGCGCAAACCCAAACCCACCAAGCUCAGGGCUAGUAUUACUCCCGGGACGGUGUUGAUUAUAUUGGCUGGGAGGUUUAAGGGGAAGAGAGUUGUGUUUUUGAAGCAAUUGACAUCUGGGUUGCUUCUUGUUACUGGACCUUUCAAGCUUAAUGGUGUUCCUCUUAGACGUGUAAAUCAAUCUUAUUUGAUUGCUACUUCAACCAAGGUGGACAUCUCUGGCGUCAAUGUUGAAAAGUUUGAUGACAAGUAUUUUGCAAGGCAAGUCGAGAAGAAGAAAAAGAAGGGAGAAGGCGAGUUCUUUGAGGCAGAGAAAGAGGAGAAGAAUGUUCUCCCACAGGAGAAAAAAGAUGAUCAGAAAACCGUGGAUGCACCUUUGAUAAAGGCCAUUGAGGCAGUUCCAGAUUUGAAGACCUAUUUGGCUGCAAGGUUUUCGCUCAAGGCAGGCAUGAAACCUCACGAGCUUGUUUUUUAGUGGAAGCAGCUUGGAAAAUUAUUAGGAUUGAUAUUUUCCCUACCAAUUUCUGUUUUGUUUUAACUUGAUUUUGCGGCUGUACUGUUUUUGUCGGUGUGAUAACCAUAUAAAUUUUGUGUUAUGAAAGGGAAUUUCAUAUUUUUUUAAAAAUUUUGUUUCACGACUA
Messenger RNA from Camellia sinensis, 933 nucleotides. RefSeq names its product large ribosomal subunit protein eL6. Gene Ontology annotation, cellular component: ribosome; cytosolic large ribosomal subunit. Lineage: Eukaryota; Viridiplantae; Streptophyta; Magnoliopsida; Ericales; Theaceae. Gene Ontology annotation, molecular function: structural constituent of ribosome; RNA binding. The record is from RefSeq and is a predicted model, not a curated record. Gene Ontology annotation, biological process: ribosomal large subunit assembly; cytoplasmic translation.